AAGAAGAAGUGCUGUCGGCGGCAGAGGGCGGUGAAGCUGCAGAGAAACAGGAGAAGAAGAAGAAGCUCCAGGAACAACAACAAACCGAGGCGGCGAGCAGAAUUUCAGCUGUAGGUCACACAGCGUUAACAUGUGUCAAUGAACCUGAUGUAAACAGGAGUGCUGCAGAGAUGAGCUGCUCUUUCCACCUCCUGGUUUCCCGUUGCAGCUUCUACCAUGGACGUUUUCUGCUUAUCUGGUGUCGACCAUCACUGUUGGUCAGAUCGUUGAGUGCUGCUCCUCACAUCAGUCGCAGCCUGAAGGAAAGUUACCGACUCCUGCAGCUGCCUGACGAGGUUCACAGCAGUCCUGCACAGGUGAAAGAGGCCUACCUGCGUCUGGCUAAGCUCUACCAUCCAGACUCUGGGGCAGCAACAGCAGACGCAGCGCUGUUUGCUCGGGUUGAGGAAGCUUACCGAUCCGUGCUGGCACAUCAGAGCAAGACCAAGCAGCCUGAUGGAGGCAAGGAAGAAGAGGAUGAGGAUAAGUCCAGAAGAGCAGCACUGCAGCACAGACACUACCUCAGCUUUGAUGGCGUGGGUUCAGGGACGCCCAGCCAGCGAGAGCGUCAGUACCGACAGAUCCGUGUCGACCGGGCGUCCGAGGAGGUUCUGAACUACCGGCAGAAGGAGCACGAGCGGGCAGCUGCAUCUGAAGGUGCACUGGUGGAGCGGGACAUGCGUCAGCGCAGCCACAAAAUCAAGAUCACUCAGGCUGUGGAGCGGCUCGUAGAGGACCUGAUCCAGGAGUCUAUGGCCCGAGGAGACUUCAGGAACCUGAGUGGAGCCGGAAAACCUCUCAACAAGUUCCAGCACAAUCCAUACGCCGAUCCCAUGACCCACAACCUGAACCGCAUCCUCAUCGACAACGGCUACCAGCCUCCCUGGGUGGUCACCCAGCGAGACAUCAGGGAGGCCGUCGCUCACAUCCGGAGCAGGCUGCUGGAGGGACGGGCUCGGCUCAGCGACCCCCUGACCCCCUCAGAGCUCAGCCAAUGGGAGCAGCUGUGUGCGUCUGUGGAGGAGGAGCUGGUGAAGCUCAACAAGAUGGUGGAUAACUACAACCUCAUCGUACCGAUGCUCAAAAUGCAAAUGGUUCACUACAGUUUGUCCAGAGAAAUAGAGCGCGCCGUGAAGGGUGUCGCCCAGCGCCGACUGGACCAGCAGACGGAGAGAGAAAAGGAGCGAGAGAGGAGGAAGGAGGAGAAAAAAAGAGCCAACGCAGUGACAAAGACUAAAAAGAACAAGCAAGGACUCAUGUCUUGGAUGCAGACUUUGCUCAGAUGAAGUCAUCAACUGUUGGUUUAUUUAUUUCAUUACAGUCAAAUUGUUCACCUGCAUAUUUGCACACAGAAUCAAAGAUAAUGAUGCCUUUUAGUUAUUUUCAGACACAAGGAAGAAAGUUGUUGCCUAAAUGUGCAGUUGUGUAAUCAGAGGUCUGUGCUACGAAGCAGGAUUUGAGGUUAUUGAGGUAACUUCAUGUUUAUUUUGGGUUUCCAUGAACACAACAGUAGUUCACCUCUCAUUAUCCCCGUGUGACUUAUACUGAACUCCUCACCUCCUCUGGAGCAGAUUAUGUUUUGAGAUGAACACAAACAGAAAUCCCCUAUUGACCAGUAGAGUCUCUAAGGAGAGUUUUUUGAGCUGCAGCAAUGUCAGAGUAAUUUCUUUGCUCUAUAGGCCUUUGUAGAACAAUAUAAUCCUAAAAGAGAAACGGAUUAAAGCAUUAAUGCUUUAGAACCGGCAUGUUGACCUUAUAAGGUUUUCAGUAAGCCCCCUUAAUAGUUUGGGUUUUGUUUUUAUAUUUGUUCUUUCUGUUUCUCAGAACAGUUUAACAUCAGCAAGCAGCUGAACGAAUGAGGCUAAAGCUGAGACUUGAAGUUUUAAAUUACAGAAUUCAUCCUCCACAUUGCUAUGAAAAUGGUUUUAUCUUUAUUAGUGAUUUAUUUAUUCUUUACCUCCUGAAUCUCAGAAUGUGCUGGAAGAAUGAAUUGCAUUAAUUAUAAUUAUUAGAUUUUUAACUCUCCAACAGUCAACAUAUCAUAUGUGACUUUUGGUUUGGAGAGGAAAAACAACCACAUUUGAGCUUAAAGCACAAUAUUUCAUCAAAAUUACUUUGUUCUAUGUGUUUUAUUUAAAAAUCAGCGAUAAAUAAGCUGUUUGCAGCAACCAGAUUCUGUAAAAAAGAAUAAAAAUUGCGGCCAUUGGUGCAACUGAGAAGCCACGACAGACUCAGCUGUCACCAACAGGCACGUGCCAAAAAUUCAGGAUGUAUCAACAGCAGACAAAUACUGAAAUGUAAAAAAUAAUAAAUGAGAAGGGAGCCAAAAAGACACCCAGAAACUUCUGGGUGGAGUUCAAAAGAUUAAAUAUUUUGGGUUUGAUUUUGUUCUGCAGUCUUCUGAGACAUCACAAUAUACUAAAUCUAGAAUAUAAAACCUACAUCUAAGCAGCUUUGACACACUUGUUGCUGCCGUUUGUUUGGUUAAGUGAAGCCAGAGAACAAAAAGAUUUCCUGGAUAUGUUGAACCUGCUUCGUAGAAAAGACCUCAGGUGUGAGCAGAAGAACAGCACUGAGAAAGUGUGAUAAACUGCAGGAAUAUGUUUCUGUGAAAUUACUGAUUAGAAAAUACAAACCCGACACUGUAACUUUUGGUUGCUAUGUGACAUUAAAAGUUAAUUAAA
Molecule: messenger RNA, 2723 nt
Organism: Amphiprion ocellaris (clown anemonefish)
Lineage: Eukaryota; Metazoa; Chordata; Actinopteri; Pomacentridae
Gene: dnajc28
Product: DnaJ (Hsp40) homolog, subfamily C, member 28
Exons: 2
Coding region: 171-1325 (384 amino acids)
Source: RefSeq, a predicted model, not a curated record